GCUGUAAUCCCUGGAAACCGCCACCAGAUAUGUCAUGUACCAUACAGCACGUAGGGCACUGAACACUUUGGCUCCAGGUGCGGUAUCUGGCCUUGGCUUUGUCAAUAAAUGCGUAACAGCGUAAAGGACUACAGUCUUUUGCAGUAGAUAUUUUUAAAGAGACGCACAGCGCCUUGCCUGUCUUCGAAAGCUCAUCUCCCUUUGGGCGUAGAUAUUGGCUUUUACAACCGUUACCAUGAGCGAAGAACAAGAUCGCAAGCGCCCCCGCCCCAUUCCUGAUGACGAGGAAAAGGCGCAGCAAGUCGGAAGUGGUGUAAACUUGGGUGGCACCAAUCCCAGCGCGCAAUUGCAAGGCGAAGGCCCUGUCACCACAGACAUUCCCGCAACAUCCACCCUUCUCACAGCUGCAUCACCUCUGCAGCUGCUGCUGCGCGAUGGCGUGCUGCUUGACAGCAACGCCUGCGUGCUGAGCCAGGCCUCCUCCGUGCUGCGGGAGACCCUGCGCCUGCCGCUCAGCCAGCCCGGGGUGCUGGAGCUGAGGGAGGAUGACCCGCAGGCAUGGAGCGCGGCGCUGCAGAUGAUCAGCCUGCAGGUGUAUCCCAUGGACGUCGUAAACUGGGACAACGUGGAGCGCUUGCUUGUGCUUGCUGACAAGUACGACAUGACACUUGUACGGCACACAUGCGCCGACUUCCUGGCCCGGAAGAGCUCCGUCGGAGAGCUCAGCAUGAACCAGCCGCUCACCUCCCCUCGCAACCCGCUCAGGGCCGUGUCCCUGGUGGAUUCAUACUGUUCCGGCAUCGCUUCCCUCCAGACACUUCACACUGCCGUGCAUAAGGCCCUUGAUACGGCUCUUGCACCGCUGACCGUACCGCUGCUAAAGUCCAAGCAGACGUGUGCGGAUGUCGUACGUCUGCUGGGCGAGCUCGAAACCGGGCUGACGAGUACCGGGGGGGACAGCUGCUUCGCCGGCAUCAGCCCCAGUGUGCAGGCUGCGGUCAUGCGGGGCCUCAUCACGAGCCUGCGAGGAGUGGCUGCAGCAGCGCCCAUCUGCCACGUAUGCAACAGUGCGGUCGGUCGGUGUGAGCCACUAGUGCAUCGCUCCUGCCUGAAUCUAUCUGUCUCUGCUGGUAUACCCAUCCGGCGGUAGGGGGAGGGCAUUAGGUCGCAGGGGCAGAUGGCGGCCGUUGGGCACCACGCUGCGUGGAGGUUGUGGCCGGCGUGGAGGUUGGGGCUGGGUUGGUUGGCUUGGUAAGCCGUACGCGGACUUAGGCAUGACGUCAAGGAAAUGGCAGGAUUAUCAUAGAUGGCAGGAGGGCAUAACUGAUUCUUUAGGAGCGGCCUGGUAGCACUUGGUAGGAGCUUGGGCUUGUAUGCAGGUGCUUUCCUAUUAACAUGACCCCUGGAUCCGCAACGGAGCAGAGGCACUUGUGCAGGUACAACAAAGCAGCAUUAGGUAAUAAGGUAAGGUUCUAACGCUUUGGGGCUAAGUUGCAGGUUGUAUGUCUGUAGCGUGAUCCCACUUGGGGAUGCCGUCGUGUUAUGCUGAUAGCUGCCCUUUGCAUGCGGGGGAUGUGGGUUUAUGACUUGGUUGCGGUCAGCAAUGGCAGGAGUUGCACAAAGUGGCCGGCGCGGUUAGAGCGCGUGCGUGCGUGCGGG
Astrephomene gubernaculifera is the source of this 1659-nucleotide messenger RNA. Lineage: Eukaryota; Viridiplantae; Chlorophyta; Chlorophyceae; Chlamydomonadales; Astrephomenaceae. The record is from the annotation of a GenBank genome assembly.